GCCUUUCGACAGUUCUGUCAGUGGAUUCUCGACGACGCCACGGAAACGGUAUGGUCUGCCGGACCUAGACACGAACCGGUCUACUGGAAAGCCGUUCCGCGAGCAAGAACUCCGGCAAAGGUUUGGGCUGGAGCCCGCAGGAACUGCUGCUGCCGGUGGUGUUACCAUUUCGAUGUCUUCAGUGAGGACGUAUCCAGGAGGACCUCUGACGCAGUGCAGCGUGGAUCGUGAGCCAACUGCUCCGGCCGAUGAGUUCAUGAACCUAUUUGAAGGCAUGGCUGGCUUGCCAAGCUGGCACCUGAAGAUUCUGUCCACUUCACCCCGCCAGCCUACCAAGUGUGUCUAA
This is a messenger RNA of Symbiodinium pilosum, 346 nucleotides long. The record is from the annotation of a GenBank genome assembly. Lineage: Eukaryota; Dinophyceae; Suessiales; Symbiodiniaceae.